AUGGUAUUCAUGGCAAAUGUUGAUAAUGUUGAUAAUAACGAUGAUGAUCAUGAUGGUGUCGGUAAUGGUAAUGGCAGCAUGAAAACACAACUACCCACAGACAUAAAUAUGCUACUGCAUGUCUCCACGUUAUGCUCUGUUCGCAAUAUAAGCAGAGAAAUACCAGCGAUAACUAUGAACAAUGGUUGCAAAAUGCCCAUAAUAGGCUUAGGCACUUGGGGGGCUACCGAUGAUUUUGUAGAAAUUGAAAAUCUUGGACUGGGCGAAAGAAAGGAGAAAGGCAUAGAACCCAAUGAAAUGGUAGAGAUUACUAAAAAAGCUAUAGAUUGUGGAUAUAGACAUUUCGAUACAGCUCUUAUGCAUGGAAAUGAAAAACAAAUUGGUGACGCGAUUCAACAAAAAAUUAAAGAUGACACGGUUACAAGAGACGAACUGUUUAUUUGCACUAAACUAUGGCAUACGUAUGCAGAUCCCGACAGAGUUAUACUAGGUUGUGAACGAAGUCUCAAAAAUUUAGGUCUGGAUUAUAUCGACCUUUAUUUAAUACAUUCGCCAUUGGCAGCGCAAGCCAAUGAUGAUAGCCUAUAUCCCACGACCAAAGAUGGUAAGCCUGCAUAUGCGGAUGUGGAUUACGUCUGUACAUGGCGAGCAAUGGAAGAUUUACUAAAAGAGGGUCUUUGCAAGAGCAUUGGAAUUUCUAAUUUCAAUUUAAAGCAAAUCGACCGCAUACUUGAGUACGGUACGAUUGUACCGCAAAAUCUUCAAAUUGAACAUCAUCCAUAUCUCACUCAAACAGCUUUGCUCGGUUAUUGUAGAGCUCAUAAUAUUGCCGUGACUGCCUAUGCUCCCCUUGGUUCACCUAAUCGACCUUGGGCGUUCAAAGAUACUCCGAAAGCCCUUUUAAAUGAUCGAAAGGUUUUGGCCAUUGCUAAAAAGCACGAUAAAAGUCCCGCUCAAAUCCUUAUACGAUAUCAAAUUGAAAAGGGUCUUGCUACUAUACCAAAUGCAGGAAGAUCGGAAACAUUUCUAUGUGAGAAUAUAAAUGUUUUCGAUUUUUGUUUGCGUCCCGAAGAUAUGGUGGCUUUGCAUGGCUUAAAUGCGAAUAGGCGUUACUUUAAAUUCACUGGGGCCACUGGUCACUCACAUCAUCCAUUUGAAACUACAUAA
This is a messenger RNA of Glossina fuscipes, 1167 nucleotides long. RefSeq names its product aldo-keto reductase family 1 member B1-like. Lineage: Eukaryota; Metazoa; Arthropoda; Insecta; Diptera; Glossinidae. The transcript has 7 exons. Gene Ontology annotation, molecular function: aldose reductase (NADPH) activity. Bases 1 to 1167 code for a protein of 388 amino acids. The record is from RefSeq and is a predicted model, not a curated record. Gene Ontology annotation, cellular component: cytosol.